CAUCCUCACUAACCAACAUGCAUGCUUGGGCGAAUUUUCUGAUACUUUUGCUAGUAUCAUCGCCGUUUUUCUUACAACUAUUGAAUCCAACCCAAACCGAAGCUAGAAAUUUAGUUUCCCAUGUGUCGUUUGAGGCUGAUCUCAUUCGUCGUAGUUCACCACUCUCUACCGAUUACGACUCUUCAAUGACACUACAACAACGCCAAUUGAGAGCAGCCCUUGGCUCAGUCUCUCUCGGCCAUAACAUCCGACUGUCUUCUUCAUACUUCGAUGAAAAAGAUGUUCAAACAGAUGUAACCCCAAACGGAGGGGAUUAUCUCAUGAAGAUCGCGGUUGGCACUCCACCGGUGGAAUUCACAGCUGUUAUCGACACUGGUAGUGACCUCAUUUGGCUCCAGUGCUCACCUUGCCAGCGUUGUAUCGAACACGACUCUCCAUUAUUCAACCCAACCAAUUCGUCCACCUAUCGUACCAUCCCUUGCAACUCCCAAUCUUGCACCUAUCCAGAUUUUGACAGUGGUUGUAUUCCAAAUAGUAUGGGUAGUAAUAAUGAGUCCUGUGUUUAUACAUCCAUUUAUGCAGAUGGAACAAUAAGUACUGGAAUCCUAAGUACAGACACCAUUAGUUUCCCUUCAGCGACAUUUCCAUCCUCAAUAAUCGGGUGUGGGUAUGAUCAACAAGGUAAUCUGGGUAUCCAUGGGGAUGGUAUCGUUGGUCUCGGGCUUGGGGAAUUGUCACUAGCCUCACAGUUAGGCCCAAAUAUCAACUAUAAAUUCUCCCACUGCUUGAAUCCCCUGACUUCAAGUGUAGCCGGUAAGCUCAAGUUCGGGGCUGAUGUAAACCCCGGCGCAGUUUCAACUCCUUUUACAACCCAAGACCCUCCUACAUUCUACUCCCUCACUCUCGAUGGUAUUACCGUUGGAAAUAGUUCCGUACCCGUAGGCCGGGAUAUAAUCAUAGACUCUGGUACCACACUGACUUUCUUACCAACUAGUAUCUAUGACAGCGUUAAGACCGCGGUGAAAGAUGCUAUCGUGGAUACACCCGUGCCAGACCCGAAUAAAGCUUUCGAGCCUUGCUACGAGACGCUUCCCUCGGGUGUCCCUGAUGUGGUGUUUAAUUUCAAAGGGGCUGAUGUUGUGUUAAAGGAUGUCAAUACUUUCAAGACAAUUGGGAACCUGAGUUGUCUAGCAAUUGUACCUUCAGAUGAUUCUUUCACGUUUGGGAAUAUUGCGCAAGUCAAUUUUGAGGUUGGCUAUGAUUUGAAGGCUAAGCAAAUAUCUUUUGCUCCAACAGACUGCACCAAAUAUUAGUAGUCUAAUUGUAUUUUAUAAAUUAUAAUGCAUGUAUGCUUUCCUUAAUUUUGUUAAUUUACUUAUGAUAUGAUAGUCCAUUGUGUUUUGUUCCACAAAUUAAAACAUAAUUUAAUAUACAAGUUUUUUGCUA
Molecule: messenger RNA, 1446 nt
Organism: Spinacia oleracea (spinach)
Lineage: Eukaryota; Viridiplantae; Streptophyta; Magnoliopsida; Caryophyllales; Amaranthaceae
Product: aspartic proteinase CDR1
Exons: 1
Coding region: 18-1313 (431 amino acids)
Biological process (GO): proteolysis
Cellular component (GO): extracellular region
Molecular function (GO): aspartic-type endopeptidase activity
Source: RefSeq, a predicted model, not a curated record